UGCGGUGCCGCUUCCCAAGAUGGACCCUACUGGCCAAAUCGCUUGAAGCCCCGCCCCCAGCCCAACUCUGAUUGGCGGAACUGGGGCGAAAGGCGCAUUGGGACGGGACCUGAGGCGGAAGUGGGGCGGUGACUAUAGGCGGAAGUGGGAUGGUGACCAUAGGCGGAAGUGAGGCAGAGACCAUAGGCGGAAGAAAGGCAGUGACUAUAGGCGGAAGUGGUGGCACCAGAGGCGGAAGUGGAAUGAUGACAAGAGGCGGAAGUGCUGGCGCCCGAGGCGGAAGUGGGCGGGAUCCCAGCGCCUUGAGGAGCGGGAUGGAGGCGGCCGCGCCGGCUCUGAGCGCGGAGACCCUCCGGGGGCGGCUGCUGCGCGGGCUGGAGGCGGAGCACGUGGAAGUGGAGGACACGACCCCGAGCCGCUGCUCCACCAGCUUCAAGGUCCUGGUUGUCUCGUCCCGGUUCCGGGGGAAGCCCCUGCUCCAGCGACACCGGCUGGUGAACGAGCUGCUGGCCGAGGAGCUGAAGCACAUUCACGCCUUCGAGCAGCGCACGCUGACCCCCGAGCAGUGGGAGAAGGAGCGGGGGGGCCUGCAGUGAGCCCCCCCCCCCCGGGAGCAGGACAGAGCUGGGACCCCCGCGCCCCACGGAGCUGGGACAUCGGCUGGAAUAAAGGAUUAUGGGCAACCAAA
Mauremys mutica (yellowpond turtle) is the source of this 688-nucleotide messenger RNA. It is a transcript of the gene BOLA2B, whose product is annotated as bolA family member 2B. Gene Ontology annotation, molecular function: 2 iron, 2 sulfur cluster binding. Gene Ontology annotation, biological process: intracellular iron ion homeostasis. Lineage: Eukaryota; Metazoa; Chordata; Testudines; Geoemydidae. The record is from RefSeq and is a predicted model, not a curated record. The transcript is spliced from 3 exons. The coding region runs from base 150 to 596 and encodes 148 amino acids. Gene Ontology annotation, cellular component: cytosol; nucleus.